AAAACGAGUCACUUAAAGGCAAAUGUAAGAACAGACCCACGGCGGGUCCUAAGCACACGCUUUUGUUUACAACCACGUCACCCGGAAGCAUCCGUCCUCAUCAAAAUGCAGAAACAGGACUCGCAGUACUCUCCUCUCUUCGGGGAAGAGGAAGAUAACUUCAGACAAAAGCAGCCUACUGUUUGUCGUCCUGUCGCUUCGUUCUUUCACCUCUUCUUCCGGACGAGUGCCAUCGUGGUGUAUCUGCUGUGCGACCUCUUCAGCGGCCGUUUCAUUGCCUGUAUGGUCACCAUCAUCCUCCUGCUGUCAUGUGACUUCUGGACUGUCAAGAAUGUCUCUGGCAGACUGCUGGUGGGCCUUCGAUGGUGGAAUCAAGUGGAUGAAGAUGGGAAGAGCCGCUGGAUGUUUGAGUCCCGGAAAGCAGAUGGUGGGAACACGGUGCUCAGUGCUGAAUCACAGAUCUUCUGGCUGGGACUCACUGUAUGCCCCCUUUUCUGGGUCGUUUUUCUCUUCAGCACCCUCUUUUCCCUGAAUCUUAAAUGGCUGGCCGUGGUGAUCAUGGGUUUAGUUUUACAAUGGGCUAACCUGUACGGUUAUGUCAGAUGCAAACUGGGAGGAAAAUCGAACCUAAGAAACAUUGCAACAAGCUACAUCGGCACCCAGAUCUUUAAACAGGCUAUGAAAGAAACCAGCACGUCCUGAAAGCUAAACGUGGCACUACAGGAGGAGCUCAUCGCUGGAUGUGCCAAAUAUAUUUACUUUAGAAGGUGGAUGGUCAGAUUAGGUCAGUGAGUUUUCAUUCCAGAGGAUUUUAGGGGAAUUUAUAACGUUUCAUAGGUUGACUUUUGUGUCGUUUUGGAUGUAUUUUUCUCUCCACGGUGCUGGUUUAGUCUUGAAAUGCCUUUGGGAAGGAAUAUUUUAUUUUUCUAUGAAUUACGGACAAAGAAACCCUUUUCUGGUUUCAUUGUUGUUGUUGGUUAUUGAUGCCAUUAUGUCCUUUUUUAAUAUAUGACAAAAAAACAUCACUUGGGUACAAUACUCAGAUUAACAGAGAGUUGACAUGAUUUUAAAAAUAGAAAUAUAAUAUAUGCAGUUAUAUGUGCUUCACUGAAGUUUCUUUCAGAAUUAUAAAUGUACCAGGAUGAACCAAGCUACUAAUGAAAGAAUACAAUAAAAAAAGUUGUAAAUAAGCAACAAUUUUAAUUUUUUUUCUCCUUCCCUCUGCACUAACCGAACACUUCAAAAAAUCUCAUCUGUCCAUCAUUAAAUGUAAAGACUACUGA
Messenger RNA from Oryzias melastigma (Indian medaka), 1283 nucleotides. Its product is annotated as Golgi apparatus membrane protein TVP23 homolog B. Gene Ontology annotation, biological process: vesicle-mediated transport; protein secretion. The coding region runs from base 106 to 702 and encodes 198 amino acids. The transcript has 8 exons. Gene Ontology annotation, cellular component: Golgi membrane. Lineage: Eukaryota; Metazoa; Chordata; Actinopteri; Beloniformes; Adrianichthyidae. The record is from RefSeq and is a predicted model, not a curated record.